Annulohypoxylon maeteangense is the source of this 2365-nucleotide messenger RNA. Its product is annotated as heterokaryon incompatibility protein-domain-containing protein. The transcript has 2 exons. Bases 145 to 2217 code for a protein of 690 amino acids. The record is from RefSeq and is a predicted model, not a curated record. NCBI's taxonomy places the organism in Eukaryota, Fungi, Ascomycota, Sordariomycetes, Xylariales, Hypoxylaceae.
GUAAUUCCACCCUCAGAUUUGUAUAAGAGGUAGGUAGGUACCUAGCUCGUCGCCUAAUCCCGCCCCUUUCAUUGUAGUGAUAUCAACGAUUAUAUGUGAGUGGAUGAACGAUGCUCUCUAUAAUAGCAAUCUGAUCACCAACUUAUGGAUUGCGAUCGCUGUCAGAUUUGGACUCAACUGCAAGAUCCUUCCGUUAAAAUAAUUCUACAUCACAAUACAGCAGAGUUAAUAGACGGCAUUCGGCGUGAAUGCUGGUGGUGUAUCAGAAUAUUAAAGCACCUACAAUAUGAAUUCAAAUCACUACCAGAUUCACUUCAGGGACAUCCUUCUGAUAUCUCAUACGCAACUGUAUCCGAGUCUUCAUUCGAAUUUCGAAGUUUUGCACGUUUAGAUAUAUCAUCAGACCAUUACUGGAAAUCAUCUGCGCAUUUCGAGAUAAACGGCAAACACGAUGUCUUGUGCCAUCUGGAUUUCUCCACUAGGAGAAGGAAGCCGAAGGAAGCUUCCAACUAUAUACCUCAUGCAAUGGUAGACAAUACGAACUCUCAGCAAACAUGGGAUUACGUUACCGGCCGCUUGAAAAACUGCGAGGUCAAUCAUGUAUCUUGCCAGCAGCUCCUUAGUUAUAUGCCGUCCAGGCUGAUAGAAAUACGAGAAGAAAAUGGAAAGUUUCACUUUCGUCUAAUACUUACCUCUAACGACGGUCCUCGGGGUCGGUAUAUUACAUUAAGCCACAGAUGGGGGAAAGACGUGACUUUAAGGCUCACGACGCAAAAUUUAUAUGCAUUCAUGGUUGAGAUCCCUCAGCAGAAGAUGCCUCAGAAAUAUAUCGAUGCGGCGGUGAUUGCGUUGAGGUUAAAGAUACCAUAUUUGUGGAUAGACUCCUUAUGCAUUAUUCAAGAUUCAAGUGAUGAUUGGGACCAAGAAAGUGGUACGAUGGAUUUAGUCUACCGACACGCAUACUGCAACCUCGCUGCCACGUCCGCAAUCAACAGCUCCGAAGGUCUCUUUUACAGACGAUCAUCGAUACAACUAUGCCCACACAAGGUUCACUUAUCUAAACUUGGAGCAUCACUGAUCUAUAACGACAGUGAUACCACGCUGUUCGUUAAACUUGAUACAGAACCACUCAAUCUCAGGGGUUGGGUGUGUCAAGAACGCCUGUUAGCGACCCGGAAUAUCAGCUUCACCCAACGACUUGUGUACUUCGAAUGCGCCGAAGAGCUUAGCUGCGAAGCUAUGGACAGCACAGAAGCCCCCUGUGGGUUUCGGUUCGACCUAACUUGCCGAGAUUUAUGGUCGUUAGCUUCCCUGAGAAAUAUGUCUUUCGAGGAUGCCCAACUGUUCUGGCACGAGAUACUUAGCUUCUAUUCGACCGCUCAUGUUACAGUAGCGAGCGAUAGAUUAGUCGCGAUUUCUGGGAUUGCGAAAUUCUGCCAGCCAGCCUUUAGGUCGGAUUAUCUAGCUGGCUUAUGGACGAUAAACCUAGCUCGAGAUUUGUGUUGGUAUUCUAAGAGUGGUCUUGGACAUGUGCUAGAUUAUCGUGCCCCUUCAUGGUCAUGGGCGUCAAUCAACGGAAGGGUUGCCUUCCGACACAUUGGCGAAUACAGGGAACUCGUCGACUUUACCGAUACAUAUCUUGCACCAACCAUUAGAACUAACCCGUACGGAGCGAUUCAUAAUUCAUGGAUUCGACUUAUCGGAUGGGUCUUUCCUAUAUUUCAUAAGGGCUGUGACGCGUGUGUACACCAGCAACGACGAAUAUCCGAGACAAGCUCUUUCAGGAGUAGGGUUGAGAACUUCAUUGAAGAUAUGAUGGAAGGGUGGGCUUCUCUGGCUGAAAUCGAUGACAAUUCACUUAAAGUAAGUGAAUUAAAUGCUUUGAGUCCUUUGGAGCCGAUGGAUUGCUUCCUUCUUCCAAUUGUCUGCGAAGAUGACGAUGGCUGUUACACGCAAUUGCGUCUGUACUGUCUAAUACUAGCGGCUGUAACGCCCAGCCGGGGAAUUUACCAGAGAAUCGGCCUACUAGACUUUGCCUUUGACCUAAUGAAUGACAGGAUAUGGGCAACAUCUGAGGACUCCCCCGACGAAGACCCACAGAGUUCAGAACAAAUGGUGGAAUACGUGCUACUACUUAUGAAACAGAAAUUCCAGCACUGUAAAGUCCCUUCACAUGAAGGCAACACGCUCGAAAGGCACGAAAUCACACUCGUUUAGGAUACGAGAGGUGACGUGAUUGCCCGAGGUUGUGGUUGACUUGGGUUUUAUAGGAAACUGAAUAGUAUCUCGCCCUACAUUUAUGCCUAAAAAUUUGCGAUAUCAUUGAAAUAGGUACAUAUCACGCAAUGAUGAAGACGCUCAAACA